Molecule: messenger RNA, 960 nt
Organism: Psilocybe cubensis
Lineage: Eukaryota; Fungi; Basidiomycota; Agaricomycetes; Agaricales; Agrocybaceae
Exons: 2
Coding region: 1-960 (319 amino acids)
Molecular function (GO): nickel cation binding
Source: RefSeq, a predicted model, not a curated record
AUGACCAUCAACUCUGACGGUCUCGUACACAAGCUACAUGCCGGAGGAGGGCGGAUUGUGUUAUCCGUGCAUGGCAAGAAAGCGGUCUUCUCCGAGCUUUCCUCGACUUACCCCCUGAAGUUACUUUCUCCCAAUGUGCAAGGUGAAACUGCUCUGGUUUAUCUUUUGAGCUAUGGUGGCGGUCUUGUGAGUGGCGAUCAAGUUGAUCUACGGGUGGAGAUUACGGGAGGGAGCUUGAUGCUCUUGUCUCAGGGCUCAACGAAAGUCUUCAAAUCGCGGCCUGGAAAGCGUCUGGCUUCUGUCAAAUCUGAUAGGAUCCACUCAUCUUUACUGCCGCAUGAUUCUGCUGCUACGCCUUCCACUAGACAAAAUCUAGAGUUUCACCUUGCACCUAUGAGCACCUUGUUUCUAUUACCCGAACCUGUAACUUGCUUUCGUGACGCGUCCUACAAUCAAAUACAACGGUUCUACCUUCAGGAAGAUUCAUCAGCCGUGAUAUUGGAUUGGAUAACCUCUGGGCGGAUGUCGGUUGGAGAAGAAUGGGUGUUUUCUCGUUAUCACAGUCUUAACGAAAUCUUUCUCGGCGGAAAGAGGGUGGCAAAAGAUGUGAUGUUGCUUGAUAUCGAAGACACCGGAGUUCAUGACGUUCACAUUCCACAUCGUCCCUUGCGAGACAGACUUCAACCAUACUCUUGUUAUGCCAUGCUCAUCCUUUACGGUCCUCAGAUGCAAUCGGUCAUAGCUGAUAUCACGGCUAAAUACAACAAUAUCUCCGUCUUCAAAACCAGGCAGCCUGAUACUCUGAUAUGGUCUCUUAGCCCCGUGGAUUCAAAAAAAAGAGGAGCGGUGGUUAGGGUGGCUGGAUUAGAAACUGAAAUGGUAAAAGAAUGGCUCAAGCAGACGUUGGCUGGAUUCGAAGACGUUGUUGGCAAAGAUCUAUAUCGACGUGCCUUUCCGUAA